CCUCUACAACAAGACAUCCAGAGAAGUUAUUGGCAUGCUGAAGGCCCACCUAGCAAUACCUGGUAUAACGGAGAUGGUGAGCGAUAAUGGGCCCCAAUUUUCCUCGGACGAGUUAAAGAAAUUUUCAGAUGAUUACGAGUUCCCCCAGUUAAAUGGCAAGGCGGAAAACUCAGUGAAGACAGUAAAACGGGUUAUGGAAAAAGCACAUGCAUAGACCCUUGCAUGGCGAUUCUAGACUUUAGAAAUGCGCACACGGAAAACGUGGAGACAUCCCCUGCUCAGCGUUUGUUUGGUCGACAAACCAAGACACUAGCACCGCCUCCAGUAGCCGAUUGUUGAAGCGAACAGCAAAAUAACACACGGUGAAACGUUUAAGGGCGGAAAAAAGAAGGCAAGCAUUCUACUAUAACAAAGAUGCCAAAUCCUUAAAGCCUUUGAAGGCAGAACAUGUUGUGUAUGUAAAAUCAAAGAAGAACACAAAGGAAUGGAUAAAAGCGAAAGUGGACGUGAAGAUGGGAAUCAGAUCGUCAAGGAAGAACACUUAGGAGGAAUCGUCGACAUCUGCGUACAGCAAAUAUUCAGGAUGUGAAAGAAACAAGAUUUGAAGAGAAUUCAGAAAUGGAUAUUGAUCCCAUGGAACAUCUAUCGACAGAAGAUAAGGAAGAAAUUAUUCGACAGUCUACUGGUCCUCAGCCUAUUUUGCUGUCUCAAAAGGAGUCGUCGACGUUAGGCAGCCACACGAAUGUUCGACAACGUGAAUCUCAAGGUCUAAUGGAAUGUGGAGAUGGUCCUCGGAAGUAUAUGUAG
Molecule: messenger RNA, 807 nt
Organism: Paramuricea clavata
Lineage: Eukaryota; Metazoa; Cnidaria; Anthozoa; Malacalcyonacea; Plexauridae
Source: the annotation of a GenBank genome assembly